This is a messenger RNA of Ictalurus furcatus (blue catfish), 6039 nucleotides long. It is a transcript of the gene met, whose product is annotated as MET proto-oncogene, receptor tyrosine kinase. Gene Ontology annotation, cellular component: membrane; signaling receptor complex. Gene Ontology annotation, biological process: nervous system development; multicellular organism development; phagocytosis. NCBI's taxonomy places the organism in Eukaryota, Metazoa, Chordata, Actinopteri, Siluriformes, Ictaluridae. Bases 479 to 4603 code for a protein of 1374 amino acids. Gene Ontology annotation, molecular function: transmembrane receptor protein tyrosine kinase activity; ATP binding; protein binding. The record is from RefSeq and is a predicted model, not a curated record. The transcript has 21 exons.
AUCCUCAUCGCCCAAUCAGCGUGCUCGGCGACUCAUGACGUAAACCGCUGCGAAAAGUCCGCGUUCACCUGAAGCCUCGCGCACCAUCACUGGAUCCAGUCACACGCGCACUGCGCGAGCUACACUAACAGCAUUAACGGUUUGUAUACAUAACUGCAUGCGGAGGGAAAGUGGAGCGUUACACCGGUAUCGCGGUACAAUCAGAGAUCUUCUCUCCUGUUUGUUUGUUUGUUUGUUUGUUUGUUAGUAGUAUUUAUUUAUUUUUUUUAAACGUACGUGAAACGAGGAGACUUUGACUCAGCGCCGAGGGAAACUUUUUGUUUUGUCUUUGGCAGCCCGAUGCUGCGCGAAACUGACACAGAGGCGCGCGCGUGUGUCGCUUAACAGAAUUUGUGAAGAUGUGAUUUCGGAUUCAUAUAUAUAUAUAUAUUUUCUUUCUGUCAACGACAGUGAGGCUACCUUUUAACAGACAAGCAAAAUGAGAAUUACCCUUCCCAGUGCCGCAUGCAUUCUUCUCAUUCUCCAGACGUUAUGGUGGGGCAUAUUUGGCCAGUGCGAGGAACCGAGCGAAAUCUCCAAACUUAAUCUUUCCGUGACGUACGACCUCCCUCGCUUUGUCUCAAACACACCUGUCCAGAAUCUUCUAGUUUUCAACGGAAGCGUAUACGUCGGCGCUACCAACAUUCUUUACGCGUUAUCUGCCGACCUCAAGAAAGUCGGCGAUUAUAAGACCGGACCUGUGCACGAUGGCCCACAAUGCAGUUCUUGUGAAUGCUGCACCGGCCAACGUCCCAACGCUAACAACACCAGCAUGGCCCUGAUAAUGGAGACCUACUACGACCCCGAGCUGUUCGUCUGCGGCACGGUCGGGAACGGCGUCUGCAGCCGGUACCUGCUGGAAGACGGUCAGGAAGACGUCGAAGUGGACUGCAUGGGUUCCCAUAACAAAGACGGCAGCUGCUAUGUCGCAGGUCCAGCCGGAACCCGGAUCGUGAACGUGGAAGUCGGUAGAGUCGUGAGGUUCUUCGUUGCAAAUUCGGAGCCGCUAGAUCCGUCUCCAGCUCCACGUCUUCACCACACCAUCUCCGUACGAAAGAUGUGGGACACCCAGGACCGCUUCGAGUAUGUUUCCGAGCAGUCCUACAUGGACCUAAAGCCAGCGUUGCGCGGGAAUUAUCCUCUGCACUAUGUCUAUUCCUUCCAUAGUGGCUCGUAUGUUUAUUUCCUCACCGUGCAGCGAGAAAGCAGCACCUCCAGGGCUUUCCACACGCGAAUUGUCCGUAUCUGCUCCUCCGACCUGGAGCUUCAACACUACGUGGAAAUGCCCUUCGAGUGCAUUUACUCGGAGAAAGGGAGACGGAAACGUUCGACCCAGACGGUGUUCAACGUCCUCCAGGCCGCUCACGUAGCCAAAACCGGAAGCAACCUACGCAGGGAGAUGGGCUUUAAAGAAGGAGAAGACGUGCUCUUCGCUGCGUUCGCCAAGAGCAAGCCGAACUCCCCCGAGCCCACAGCCAGCUCCACAGUGUGCGUCAUCUCUAUCGCCGAGAUCAACAACUUCUUCAAGGACUUCAUGAGGCAGGCCUACACCAAGCCGCUCUACCACUUAACUGGAGCCAAAAUGAAGUCCUACAACCAGAGCUCAUUUGAUGAUUCGUUUGGCUGUGGGAAGCAUGACAAAGGCUACAGGUUGGAGGUUAAAGGAACCAAUCCACGUAAAGACUGGUUUAACGGCCGCUUCAGGGACGUUCUCCUCACCUCCAUCGCCGUGGUACCCGUGCAGGAACACACAGUGGCUACCCUUGGGACUGCAGAUGGGAGAGUCAUCCAGGUGGUGGUUUCCCGUUUUGGCAACACAGAGCCGCAUGUGAACUUCCUCUUGGACACGCGCCCCGUCUCCUCAGAAGUCGCCGUGUUGUCUCCACAGAGCCCGGACGCCUCCCUACUGCUGGUCACAGGAAAUAAGGUAUCGAAGGUGCCUGUGAUCGGUCCCGGGUGUGAGCAGUUAUUAAACUGCAGCUCGUGUCUGCUCGCUCCUGCCUUCAUGAGUUGCGGAUGGUGCCGGAACAGGAACCUCUGCACUCGCUCGCCUCAGUGCACCGGCUCGAGCUGGAGCCAAGAUUCCUGCCCGCUCCUCAUCUCUGAGAUCUUUCCUAAAACAGCUCCACUGAAAGGCCACACCAACAUCAUGAUCUGUGGCAAAAACUUUGGCUUCAGUAAGAAAGAUCGCUUUGACGCCAAGCUCAUCGAGGUCGACGUGGCCGGAGCGAGGUGCAGGCUGACGGACAAGGACAUCAGCAGUCACCGGUUGAUUUGUAGCCUGGAUCAUGUGAACGAGUCCAAUUCCGAUCGCUCGGUCCGAGUACGCAGCGGAAAGGAAGAAGGACAGCUCGAAGGCUUCUCGUUCGUGAACCCAGUUAUUAAAGGAAUCGUUCCCGAAUUUGGUCCCAAAUCUGGCGGAACCAUGCUGACCAUUAAGGGUUCGUACCUGAACAGUGGAAGCUGGCGAAAGGUUACGAUCGGAAGUGGCACCUGUGUGGUUCAGAGUUUAUUAGCCAACAUGUUAACAUGUCAGACUCCAUCUCAAGACUCACCUUCCCAGCACAAGGUGCAGCUGCAUAUCGACGGAGUGACAUUUCAAGCUCCGUCCAACUACACCUACAACGAGGAUCCGCUCAUCCACAAUGUACAGCCCACACGCUCCUUUAUCAGUGGAGGCAGCACAGUGAUAGCGUCUGGCGUCUACCUCCACUCAGCCAUGCAUCCUCAGAUGGUCCUCAGCGGUCCUCCGUUCACCAAGGACAAAGAGGUUUAUGUGACCUGCACGCAGGGUGAAGACAAACUGGCCAUCGUGUGCAUCACUCCCUCGCUGAAAGGCCUCAACGUCCGUCCUCCCGUCGCCACCAAGAUGAAGUUCGUGCUCGACGGCUUCUCGACGCGACAGUACGACUUGACCUAUGUGGAGGACCCGAAUUUCGAGGAGUUUCAGAAGCCCACUCUCACUCCCAGAGGCAGCAAGAGUGUGCUGGAGAUUAAGGUUCCUCGUGUGGAUGUGGAAGCGGUGAAGGGAGAGGUGUUGCGAGUGUCGAAUCGCUCCUGUGAGAGCGUAACUCUGGUGGGAAACACACUGGAGUGCACGGUGCCCUCCGAACUCCAGACCUCCACCAGAGAGCUCGAGGUGGAGUGGAUGCAGGCCUCGUCCUCGGUCAGCCUGGGCCGCGUGGUUUUGGCGCAGGAGCAGGACUACAAGCCGCUGAUCGCCGGCGUGGUGUGCGUGUCCAUCCUGCUGCUCUUAAUGCUCGCGCUCUUCGCCUGGAUCAAGAAGAAGAAGCACAUCGACGAUUUAGCUGAGGGGAUGGUUUGGUAUGACGGCCGGGCUCACAUUCCACACUUGGACAUGCUGGCAAACGCGAGGAGUGUCAGUCCCACUAACGAAUUGGUGUCUCACGAGUCUCUGGACUAUAGAACCACUUUGCUUGAGGACCAGAGCUUGCCGAUGUCUCCGAACGAGUCGUGUCGUCCUCCCCCGUACGUCCACGCACACGUGGACCUGUCCUCCAUGCUGGGGGCGGAAGGAGACCUGUCUUCUCCCCUCCUGCCCGGUUCCGCACCUGUGGACCUGAGUAACCUCCACCCUGAGCUCCUGAAAGAGGUGCAGCACGUCGUCAUCGCCAGGGAAGACCUGCUCUUACACGUUAAUGAGAUUAUCGGAAGAGGACACUUCGGCUGUGUUUUCCACGGGACUCUUCUAGAGCCAGACGGCCAGAAACAGCACUGCGCAGUCAAGUCUCUAAACCGUAUCACAGAUAUCGAAGAGGUGUCACAGUUCCUGAAGGAAGGAAUCAUCAUGAAGGACUUCAGCCAUCCAAAUGUGCUGUCUCUGCUGGGAAUCUGCCUUCCCAGUGAAGGCUCUCCUCUGGUGGUGCUGCCUUACAUGAAGCACGGAGAUCUGCGCAACUUCAUCCGAGACGAGAGUCACAACCCCACGGUGAAGGAUCUCAUGGGCUUCGGCUUGCAGGUUGCUAAAGGCAUGGAGUAUCUCGCCAGCAAGAAGUUUGUACACCGAGAUCUCGCAGCCAGGAACUGCAUGCUGGAUGAGAGUUACACAGUGAAGGUGGCUGACUUUGGCCUGGCCAGAGACGUGUACGAUAAGGAAUACUACAGCGUGCACAACAAGAGCGGAGUCAAGCUGCCUGUGAAAUGGAUGGCUUUAGAAAGCCUGCAGACUCACAAGUUCACCACCAAGUCUGAUGUCUGGUCAUUUGGGGUGCUGCUAUGGGAACUGAUGACCCGAGGAGCCCCGCCCUACUCCGACGUCAACUCCUUUGACAUCACGGUUUUCCUCCUGCAAGGACGAAGACUGCUGCAGCCGGAGUUCUGCCCUGAUGCCCUCUACAACGUGAUGAUUGAGUGCUGGCACCCCAAACCCGAGCGGCGCCCCACCUUCUCCGAGCUCGUCUCGCGCAUCUCAGCCAUCUUCUCCAGCUUCAGCGGAGAGCACUACAUCCUCCUGAACACCACCUACGUCAACAUCGACAAGAUGACGCCCUACCCUUCUCUCAUCUCGUCCCAGAGCCAGCUGGAUCGGGACUGCUGCACCUGAGAGCGGAGAUGAAAUACACACACACACACACACACACACACACAGGAGGAGGAGGAGGAGGAAGGGAGGUAGAAAAGCUUUCCAGGACCUCUAUAAAGGGAGGAAUCUGAUUGUCUUUAUCACUGUAGAUAGAGUAGAUCUCUCUGCACCAGGAGGAGGUUUCAUCUCUCAGAGCCGCUGAUAUGAACUCGAUUCGAGAGACUGACAGACGCAGAGCAGCUCUCAAGACGUCGUCUCUCACGCAGAAGAGCCGGCAGACGCUAUUCAAAACUGUGAACAGGAGUCCAAGAACAUCUGCACACUACUCGCAGGGUUUUUUUAUCAACUCCACUGGUUCCGAAUGAAACAUUUGAAGUGAAGCAUUGAUGUGAUGUACACUGUGCAUUGCUGAUCCAGGAUCAGUUCUUGUCUAUAUAUACUGUAUAUAUUUAUAUAAAUAUAUAUAUUGCUGAACAGAAUGGAUUCUGGAUGGAUCCAGCGUCCGACUGACCUGAGAACAGCAGGACGGGACUCUCUCAGCAGAACACUGGAUGUGAAAUGACACGUGAUGAAUCUGUAAAUGGAAAAGUAUUGUUGUUUUUAUUUAGGGAUGCAUCAAUAACAUUACUGGUAUCAAGUAUCGUAUGAUUCUGAUAUCAGGUAUGAUACCAAGCAGCAGCGUCUUCCACCAAUACAAGAAACCUGAUAAGAGAUAAAUAAAAUGUUCCAUGACCUCCCUGACUGAUUAACAAUAAGUAGGCUGCUCUUUUUUUUUCUUUUUUUUUAAAUCAAUUUCAAUAUCGGCGAGUCGUAGAAAACGUCGUACUCGUAGUAGCUCUGAAAAAAAUGGUAUCGAUGCAGACCUAGUUGUAUUUCCUUUCUUUCCACCUGUACAAAUAUUCACACACUAUGGAAUAUAUAAGCUUAUACAACUCUCACCAAACACAAUCUCAUUUGUUAAAGAAAUCCUGAUGAUUUUUUUCACAAUUUUUUUUAAAGUCAGCGUGAAAUGUUCUCAGUGACGUAUGAAUGUAAGUUAGAGUUCCACUGAGCGGUGUAAAUAGUGUCCGUUUCUCGUGUCUGACCUGCUGUGUGAUUAUUGUAUGUGUAUGUAUAUAUAUAUCCAUCCAUCCAUUUUCUAUACCGCUUAUCCUACAGGGUCGCGGGGAACCUGGAGUUUAUCCCAGGGAGCAUCAGGCACAAGGUGGGGUACACCCUGGAUGGGGAGUCUAUCCAUCACAGGGCACAAUCACACACACACAUUCAUUUAUAUAUGACUUAAUACAGAUUUCUGUAUUGUAUCAUAAAGGACUUUUAUUGAUUGGUGUAAAAUGUUCUAUACUGUAUAUUGUACCAGGCAUGACUCUCACUCGCUGUGGUCGCCCUGUAUGAAUAAGGUACAGAAAAUAUCUUGUUUUUUCCUCGUGACUUUGUUAAAUAAAGUUCCAUCAUCAGCG